ACCAGCGUCUACUGUAACCGACCCUCACUAAGCUGCCUCAGUGUGCAGUCAACAAAAGCAGAAAUCGUUCCCUCCGUUCGUUAAGACUGCCAUCUCCUCUCCAGAGUCAAAAUGACAGUCCGUUUUAAGGGCAUCAGCGAAUAUCAGAAUAAAUACAGGACUCGACCGAGGCGAGUGAAGAGCGCGUCACCGCAGCGCAGAAUGCGAUUGGCUGGAGUCCGCUCUGACCAGCUGGGAAUUAGCAGAGAACCCCAGUUUCAGUCCAAGAGACGGGUAUCCUCCUACCCAUCCCAAGUGCCCACGUCUCUCCAGUGGGGAGAUUCAGCUGUUUCACAGAGGCAGCAGGAUAUAACCAGGCCUGGCAGCCCUUCAGCUGUGGUCCAUGUAGCACGAACCAGCAGUGCAGAGAAGGUAGAGACCCCUCUGGCCCCAAGAACAUCUAAACCAUCAAGGGCCUCUAAGACAAUCCAGCAGCAGGAAGAAGUUCCAUCUGCUUCUGCCGCUGACCAAGAGAAACCGGAGCGUCCCUCAAAUGGGAUAAACCAUGCUCUGAAGAAGAAAGCAGGCCUGAGGUCAGAGCGCCAGAGGAAUGGCCGCCAGAGUUCUGAGUACCAAAGGCAGUUUCUGUGGAAAACUCCAGUGGCUGAAUCGCCUCUUCUCGCUGCACAACAGAUGUUGUACAGCAGCAACGGCUCAAUCCCACCUUUCAUGUCCAACCCAGUGAAAAUGGAGAGCGAGUAUAAGAGGAACUUUAAAGGGUCCCCUCCACCGAGACCUCCACGCUUACGGCGAGACAUGGAACUAAAUGAGGUUCCACAGUUACAAAGGGAGAAUAUCUCUCCAGAGAAGCAGAGUAAAAGGAAGAAGAGAAGAGAGCAGCGUCUGCGCAGGAAGUCAAGACCCAAAGAAGAAACUCAUCCAGAGCCACAGUCCCUGCAGCAGGAAGUGAGGGCUACAUCUGAGCAAAAAGACGUUACACCUAAAGUCAUGAGGAAAAUGAAAACUGAAUACACCUCAAAUUUUCACUCUCCUCUUCAGUACCGCUACAGAGACGGAGCCUGGGUCAGGCCCAGGGCUUUAGGAGAGGAGGGUCACGAAUGGUAUCAUGAGGUUUGUGAGUUGCGGGAGAAAGCAGAAGCCUACAGGAGAAGGGCCUGGGGGACACACUUUUCCCGGCAGCACCUCAGCCAGAUCCUCUCAGAACAGAACUGCCUGUGGGAGGCCUCUAGUGCCUCUUCGUCCUCCACUCUCACUGAACAGGACAGGCAGUCCCCCAACAGUCCAAUCAUUGAGGCCUUGGACCUUGCCAGGGUGGAUAGUGUCAGGGAGAGUUCUAGCCCUGGGGCAUCUGUCUCCUUGUCAACUAGUAGGAGGAGCUCUUUUGAAGGUGUGGGACUUUCCAAUGGCCCACGCCUUCCUGUGCAGAGGAAACUGGCAUGGGAAGAGGAAACACAUCCAUGUGAGAGGGGUAUAGCUGAAAUAAAGCAGCAGAGGGAAGAGUCACCUGCCCAGCAGCCAAAGGAGUCAGAUGAGGAAGAAGACAUGAAUGAGCAUUCAGAAGACAAAAGAGAGAAUCUCAGAGUGCCAGAGCGUGAACCCUCAUCACUUUCAGUGGCGUCCAGAUGCUCCAUAGAUGAGGGCAGGUUACCUACACCCAGACUGAAAACCAUGCUGACUGCUCAGAGGACACAUCAUGACCGCACCACUCCAACAGCUGGAGGUGCUAUGCUGGUUUCCCCUCCCAAGACGAAGAAUUCCUUAAGGACAUCUAGGAGGAGUGAAGCACCACUAGGCAAAGCCCACUCACCUUACAAACAUCUCAAUCAUAGCUCACCUCCACGAGCACACAGCAAGGCAGAGAACGGUAGCUUGCCCCGUUCUUCCCCCACUGCAGGGAUGGGCACUCUUGACUUGCUUCCUCUGAGAGAAGACACAUGGGCUGAAGACUCUCCUGAACCCUUUUCUAAACCAAAAACAGCCAGAACACCUCAAAAACGAGCAACCAGUGCCAGGCUCAUAGCCGACAGUUCACCACAUGCCAACAGAAUCCAGGGCACACUGAGGAACCCAGAGUUUCAGCAUAAUGGUAACCUGGGACUCCAUCGGCCAGAUCAAUUUGUCUUCCCUUCCAGCGAUUCUGGUGUAUCUGACGAUGAUGACAGGCUGUCUCAGAUCUCAUCCAGGUCAGCAGCUUCCUGCUCCAUGGCGUCCGAGGUGUUGGACCGUGCCCAGAGGAGGAAAGACGACUUCUGGGGAAAGAGUUAAUGAAAGCCUGUGAUCCUGCAGUAUGGACAUUAGAAAUCACAGCAUUGUACUGCUUAUACUGUAUGUGUAAUUUCAAAAUGAAAAUUAGUGGAUUUUUUUUUUCAAGCAAUAGAGAAUAUAGAUUUGUAAUGUUAUUUAAUUUGGGUUUUAGUAUAUUUUGAUACCACCAAUAUAGCAUAGUCAUGGCCAAACUAAUAUGGUAAGGGCAAUCAUUUUAAACACUGUAUAUAAAAUUUGCUUUUAAUUGUUUUAAAA
This is a messenger RNA of Pygocentrus nattereri (red-bellied piranha), 2520 nucleotides long. It is a transcript of the gene saxo6, whose product is annotated as Mdm1 nuclear protein. The record is from RefSeq and is a predicted model, not a curated record. Lineage: Eukaryota; Metazoa; Chordata; Actinopteri; Characiformes; Serrasalmidae. The coding region runs from base 112 to 2265 and encodes 717 amino acids. Gene Ontology annotation, biological process: negative regulation of centriole replication. Gene Ontology annotation, molecular function: microtubule binding. The transcript is spliced from 15 exons.